This is a messenger RNA of Amaranthus tricolor (Joseph's coat), 1385 nucleotides long. RefSeq names its product tubulin-folding cofactor C. The transcript is spliced from 3 exons. Lineage: Eukaryota; Viridiplantae; Streptophyta; Magnoliopsida; Caryophyllales; Amaranthaceae. Gene Ontology annotation, molecular function: tubulin binding. Gene Ontology annotation, cellular component: cytoplasm. The record is from RefSeq and is a predicted model, not a curated record. Gene Ontology annotation, biological process: tubulin complex assembly; post-chaperonin tubulin folding pathway. The coding region runs from base 254 to 1294 and encodes 346 amino acids.
AUAGGAGCAUAAUUUUGAAAAAGCUCAAGUUUAAAGAGUUUUUCAAGAGAUGAUGAAAAUUGGAAGUACCUUGAAAAAAUAGCGACACCUCAAAGCCCACAAUACCACCAUUGACGACGGGAUGAAAAGGUUCUGAUUUUUGAAAUCGGAACGUUGCCGCCGGAGAUCUGGUUCUCAUUUCUGUACCUUUCAGGUACGAACGUUCCGGAACGCCGUUUGGUGCAGCGUUUGGCGUUUCAGGGAUUAGAACAAUAUGGAUGAUCAAAGUGGUAUCCCAUAUUCAACCUCAAUCUCUGACCAAUCCUUAGAUUCAUCUAUUCAAAAAAAGCACGAAGCAAUGAUUGCACGCCUAUCAAACCGCCACCAAGCUCGUUUUCGUAGUAAAGAGACAGAUACUUCUCCGGCCUUUGAGUCGACUGAUGCAUUCCUUGCUCGCUUCUCUGACCUCAAGCAAUCAAUUAACACACAAAUUGCUGAAAUUGAUCAAACCCCGGAGUCAUUUACCAAAGCAGACCUUGAUAAUGUCACUGCUUUAAUUAGUGACCUCGAGAAGCUGCUUGCAGAAAAUUCUUACCACUUGCCUUCCUAUGAUGUUCGUGCUUCACUCAAGACUAUUUCUGACUUGAAAGAGUCCCUUGAUCAGGUGUCACUAAAGCUGGUUCCUAGAAAGAAGUUCUCUUUUAAAAGUAAAGCUGUGAAGCAGAACCAGCCAGUUGCCGUAGAAAAGGUCAAUGUUGAGAAGUCACAAGUGGUUCCUAGUGAUAAACCUCGUAUUUUAUUGGAUACCCCAGGGUUCAAAAACAGAGAGGGUGAGGUUCUGGUGGAGAAUUUGAAGGGAAAGGACAUGGGGGAAUUUACAUUGUCUGACCUCGGUUCAUGUGAGGUUAGGUUGAUAGGGAGGUCGAGGGCACUUUUUAUUCAUAAAUUAAGGAAUUGCAAAGUUUAUGCGGGGCCUGCUUUGGGUUCGGUGCUGAUAGAUGAUGUUGAAGGUUGCGUUUUUGUGCUGGCAUCACAUCAGAUUAGGAUUCACAACGCCAGGAGAUGUGAUUUUUACUUGAGGGUGCGGAGUCAUCCUAUAAUUGAGGACAGUAGCGAAAUGAGGUUUGCUCCCUAUUGUUUUCAAUACAAGGGGAUCGAGGAAGAUUUAAGGGAGUCAAGACUUGAUGAAGAGACUGGGUAUUGGGCAAACGUUGAUGAUUUUAAGUGGUUGCGUGCUGUUCAGUCUCCUAAUUGGUCUGUCAUUCCAGAAAAUGAACGAAUUAGCUUGUUUCAUGUUUCAAGUUCUAAUAGCUGAGGUUGCUAUGAUAUACUUUAUUGUAUUUAAAGUUUUUGAGUAUUGUAUUUUUUUGAGCAUGAUUUUAAUGCUAUGUGGAACUAGAUUAUUG